UCCUAGCUCGAAAACAUUCAGUCUUCUUUUGGCAUCGACAGAUCAAAAUUCUACAAAUAAAUUUUAAAAUCCGUACACAAUGAAUAAGGUCCGUAACGUUCUGACUGUGCCCAACUGUGGCACAAUGUUGCGCUUGGCGCGCGGCUAUGGACAGAGUGCCAAACUGGUAAAGCUACCAAAAGUGGAUAUACCAACGGGUAAAUUCAGGUAUCUUAUGAUAAUGGCCUAUAUCCAUGGGGAAACCCGCACUGCCAGGACGCUGAUACGCGGCUACAAGAACAUAGAAAACCAUUUGGAGGGUUAUGAUAAGGUUCAAGCCGAGGUCCACGACAAAGACCUUUGCACACAAUGUCUGGGUGGCGGCUGGAUGGACCAUGACGAUUGCCACAAGGUGAUAUCAAUCUGGGGCAAGUCAAAGGUUUUAGGCAAGGCCGAUCAUAGAGAAGCUAAGGAUAUACUGAAGAAAGUUUAUCCUGGCUACACAUUCAAAUAUGAAAAAGGUGGUAUGGAUUAUUAAAACAAAUUAUCUUCUGGAUGCUUAACUACAUAAUAGACGAUACAAAAUUGAAUAAAGUAAUGAAAUGACUGAUUAU
Molecule: messenger RNA, 593 nt
Organism: Scaptodrosophila lebanonensis
Lineage: Eukaryota; Metazoa; Arthropoda; Insecta; Diptera; Drosophilidae
Product: sex-regulated protein janus-B
Exons: 4
Coding region: 80-517 (145 amino acids)
Biological process (GO): peptidyl-histidine dephosphorylation
Cellular component (GO): cytosol
Molecular function (GO): protein histidine phosphatase activity
Source: RefSeq, a predicted model, not a curated record